AUGCUGAGUUAUCUUCCAAUUGGUGGUGAUAUGGGAACAAAGUUUAAUCGAAAUCAAAAUCAAUCCAGCUCAAAAGUUGCAACUGUUUACAAUUACUUGAAAGUAAAACUGAUGAAUUCACUGCAUCCUUACUCGUGGUUAGGUAUUGGUUUGGUAUCUCUAGUGAUCAUGAUAUUAUCAAUUGGAGUUGAUGUACAUUUAGAUAGUGGAGGGUAUUUUUUCAGAGUGGUCAUCUUUCUUUUUUUACAUUAUUUGUUAUAUGUUUUUAUCCAAGAUACUAUAAAAGUAUACUAUAAUUAUCAAAGAAACUUAGUCAAGAUUAAAUUAGAAAGAAAUACAGAUGAAGACAAAGAAAUCCAAUUAAGAAAUCAAGUAGCUGAAGAACAAUUUCAAAUUAGUCAAGAAGAAGUAGGAGCUAAAAGUGUUUUGACUUUAUUUUCCGUUGGUGUGUUGCUUAUUUGUAUGCAAAUUAAUCUUUGGAGGUUUGACCACAAUGAUCAAUAA
Molecule: messenger RNA, 504 nt
Organism: Hansenula ciferrii
Lineage: Eukaryota; Fungi; Ascomycota; Saccharomycetes; Phaffomycetales; Wickerhamomycetaceae
Exons: 1
Coding region: 1-504 (167 amino acids)
Source: RefSeq, a predicted model, not a curated record